AUGCGGUCGAUUAUUACCCUGGCCUUAUCACAGGCCGUCGUUGCACAGAACACUUUCACCACAUCGAACUGGCAAGGCCAGUUUGCAUCUGGCUCCGGGGUGCUACAAUCCUUGAAGCCAGCGACGGACACAUCGUUUGACUUCUCUCCCUCUGACUACUUUUCUCUCCGCAAUGGCGUGGGCAACUACCACACCGGUGACAUAACACUUCGUUGGAGAAUCCAGGGGCCAUCAGGGUGGAACGAUGUCGACACUUCUGCUCAGCGAGAUGCCGAUCCUCAAACGACGAGCGGCAAUGGCAGCAGUCUGCUCCAUUCUACAUUUGACAAUGUCUAUCCAAACAUCCCCAUCAGCAUCUCGCGCGACUGGACUACUCAAGAUGGCGACCUAGUCCUCCAAGCCACGAUCAAGAACAAGAACGCCUCAACUGUUGAACUCGGCGCUUUUGGAUUCCCAAUCGAGUUCAACAACAUCUUCACGAACCGCACUGCCGACGAUACGACCGCUAAGUGCGUUCUGGUUGACCCUUACAUUGGUCUUGACGCGGGCUACCUCCAGGUGACUCGUCUCACCGGCACCGGACCAAACAUAGUCAUCACACCUCAUGGCAACGCUUCAAAGUUCGAGGCUUAUAGGUUUCUGAAUGAGGAUCCAAGCCAGCCGACAGGCUAUCAGACGCAAGUCUUUGAGGGCUUGUAUGCCUGGCAGACGCUGAGCAAGGCGUAUGCUGAGAACGAGUGGAAUGCCACUAAUCCGUGGAACGUUCCUACUUCGGUGACCCUGGCCCCAGGACAGUCGGUUUCGUUUGCACUGAGGUUCGGCAUUGCGCAGAAUGUGUAUGAUAUCGAAGAUGCCGUAGCGUCGAAGGAUGUGCCGGUGGCUGUUGGAGUUCCUGGUUAUGUCCUCCCAGUCGACAUGAACGGAAAGCUGUUCCUCAAUACGAAGUCGGCUGUCAAAUCCAUCGUUAUCGAGCCAAACAGCGCAUUAGCCUUCACAACGACGACGGCUAAGAACUCUGCUUGGAAAGCGUACGACGUAACAGCCUCGACGGGAGCCUAUGGCAGAGCUCGAGCUACCAUUCAGUAUGAAGACGGCAGAGCCCAAACCGUCCACUACUACAUCACGGACACUUCACAGAAUACGGCCACCAAGCUGGGAGAGUUCUCGUUCAGCAAGCAGUGGUACACCGACUCAUCCGAUCCCUUCCACCGCGCGCCAUCAGUCAUGACCUGGGACGACGAGGUUGGCCAGAUCGUGCUCCAAGAUCCGCGUGUAUGGAUCGCCGGCAUCUCAGACGAAGGCGGUGCAGGUUCGUUAACCGCCGCGUCGAUGAAGUCCGCAAUCAUGCCAGACGCCUCGGAAAUCCAGAAACUCGAGCAAAUGGCGAACACCGCCGUCUGGGGCUGGCUUCAGGAUAAUGUCACUGAUGCCGCCACUGGAAGUAUCAAGUAUGGUGUCAAGCGAAGUCUGUUCUAUUACGACCCGGCUGCCUUGCCCGACUUUCAGUAUGAUUCCUCGAUCCAGUGGGGCGGCUCUUGGAACAAGAACGAUUCGUACUCGGUCUGGCGAGCGUAUGACUAUGUCUGGGUGAGUGUGCUGUACUGGUCGCUGUACAAUGCUGAGCUGGCUGCUCCUGGCAUCCUCACUGUGCAGAACUCGACCUGGUAUCUUGAGAAGGCGUAUCAGACUGUCAUUGCCUCGCAAGCCGUGGACGAGAAUGGUCAGCCGAUCACGGCCUAUGCGGAUGUUGGCCUUAUGGGUGAGACGGUCUGGCUGUACAUCCUGAAGGCGUUGCGAGCAGAGGACAUGAAUACUGAAGCUGAUGCUGUGGAGGCGGCCAUGAAGAAGCGAGAACAGCUCUGGUCGACGCAGUCAAAUCCUUUCGGCAGUGAAAUGGCUUGGGACUCGACUGGACAGGAGGGUGUCUACCUUUGGGCAAAAUACUUCAACGACACAGCCACCGUUACCAAGACUCUGAACUCCAUCCGGGGAUACAUGCCGACUGUCGCCCAUUGGGGUUGGAACGGCAACGCUCGCCGAUACUGGGACUUCCUAUACGGCGGCAAACUCGCCCGUAUCGAGCGAAUGAUCCAUCACUAUGGCUCAGGUCUCAAUUCCCUUCCUAUCCUCGAUGACUACAAAUACAACAAAGAGCCAUCGAGCGCCUCUGCUAUGUACGACCUUCGAAUUGGAUACGGCGCCAACAUGGGUUCCACGACGAACAUCCGAACGGAUGGCAGCAGUGGGAAUGCUUUCCACAGCUAUCCGGAUACGUUGAAGUGGGAUGCAUAUUCUGGGGAUUAUGGGCCGACCUUUCUCGGGCACAUUGCUGGGUCUCGGACGUAUCUGGUUGAACAUAACGACUUUGGCUGGCUCGCUUUCGGUGGAAAUUUGGCUGUCGAUGGCAAUGCGGUUACUGUCGAGCCCAAGGACAUGGUGAAGCGCGGUAUCUACGUCGCACCACUUGGUCUCGCUUUGGAUAUCGAUGCCGGUGUGAUUAAGAACUUCGAGUACGAUGCGUCGGCCAAGUCGUUGGUGGUGAAUUUCGACAAGGUGGACGGAGGGGCUUCCACGGCGACGCUGGUGUUCGAGGAUACGCUUUCUUCGGGAGUCAAGCUGACCACUGCAGGGCUCCAGCAGCAGAGAGGCGGGUACGCUGUACAGCUUCCCGGCUCAGUCGCGUUCUCCAUAGCCUGA
Molecule: messenger RNA, 2697 nt
Organism: Zasmidium cellare ATCC 36951
Lineage: Eukaryota; Fungi; Ascomycota; Dothideomycetes; Mycosphaerellales; Mycosphaerellaceae
Exons: 2
Coding region: 1-2697 (898 amino acids)
Source: RefSeq, a predicted model, not a curated record